Molecule: messenger RNA, 1140 nt
Organism: Pseudocercospora fijiensis CIRAD86
Lineage: Eukaryota; Fungi; Ascomycota; Dothideomycetes; Mycosphaerellales; Mycosphaerellaceae
Exons: 1
Coding region: 103-1140 (345 amino acids)
Source: RefSeq, a predicted model, not a curated record
CGCUUUCUCCCCAUGCUAUCCAUCAUUGCUAUGGUUUAGCCCAUCCCUCAAACAACUGUGCGACGCGCGCCCGCGCACUCGGAGCUGCGACCGCCGAGCGUGAUGAAGGUCCUUCAACUCCCCCCGAGCCUGCUGUUGGCUAUCUUCUCGUACUCGCCUAGCAUCGAAGCGACACCGACCAUUCCACCACAAAGCGCCUACUUCCCAAACAAGACCAGUGCAUUGCCUUCAAGUGGAUCUGGCUCCUCAUACGCCACUGCUUGCCGGGACGCAAUAACUUCUUACUUCGCGGGAUCCUCAGCAUGGGCGAAGUCAGUUCAGUAUGUCUCCAAUACAACGCAAUUGGAAGGCGGUACCUCCAUUUCCACAUAUACGCUUUAUGAAAAUGCCACGACGCUAUGUGACAUGCACCCGCGUGUUACCUAUUCACCCGCCAUACCAAUUGGGACCGUGACGUCGACGUAUCCUGGUCCGAUCACUGGCACGACCACCAUCGUGUAUACGCUUGGGACCGGUCAAUAUCCAUCACCUUCACCAACAUGCCGGAUCAGCCCAAAGGACUGUGAUCCGUUGUGGGCUGAUUACAGCAAGUCUCUGUUGGCAGCGUCGACCAUGACUGCACCUCCGAUGACUGCACCUACAAUGACUGCACCUACGAUGACUGCGCCUCCAGCUUUGGUGACCCCUCCCUGUUUGAACCAAAGCGCAGCAGCCGCCUACUCUUCGGCGACGGAAAUGAUAUACGGCUGUGGUCAAUGUACCAUCUAUGGUAAUGGCGUAGAGCUUGUUUACUUCCCAACAUCCGCGGAACGUGACCUGUGCGCAUCGACACCGACCGCCAGUCUGACCCAUUAUGGACCGGGAGCUGUAAUUACCGCGUACGCUGGCAAAAACUAUCAAGGUCCACAUGCUGCCAAUGGCUCGAAAACAGUUGUGGUCGAUGGCCAUACAUUCACUUCAGGCACUGCAUACAUCUCCAUCUCGGAAGUCUAUGCAGUAAAUCGCUGCUCGAGCACGCGUGGCACGAUUGUGACUGACGCAAUUCUAGCGAUGCCGUCUGAGUCUGUUCUGAGCCUGAGAUAUUCUCAGGAUCGUCUCCAGGGUCUGAUGGAGACAGACACGGUCACAGGGUACUGUUGA